UUCCACUUCCAUGAUUAUUCCAGGGAGUGUGAGUGUAAGGCCCAAUGCUUUUGGUUCUAAGUGCUCUUUGGCCAACAUACAUCCACACACCACGUACCUCUAUCCGAUUGGUUCUCCACAAUACUCAGGACACAUAGGGUAGAUGAUGUUGUUUGCCUUCGGUCGGUGUGUACUGCACUGGUUCAAAAGAACAACGUUAGGUUUGGGGGGAUUUGCAAGAGAGCGCGUCUGACCAGUGGUGACUUUGAGUGAGAGGGUGACGACGGUGACGAAGGUGACGACCAAAGCUGACUUUCGUCCUGUUCAGCCCAUUUUAAAGAUGUUCGCAUCAUGUUUUCCGAGACGUUGGCACAGAAGCAGCUUUGCUGCAGCCAGGGCUACACCACUUUCUGCCAAAGCUCUGCCCCAGCCGUGCAGACUGUUCACCAUGUGCACUAUGUUCAUCAUGCUGUGCCCGACGUGGUUCAUUCCAGCGUCCCUUAUGCCCCCGCUGGUGGUCUUGACCACGUUCACUGGCAUUCCGGUGGCUUCCACUCUGCCAUCGGAUCCACCAUUCCAUCCAUCCACACCGGCAGCUGGCACUCCAUGGGAUCGACUAUUCCGUCCACCGUGCACACCGUGCACACCAUGUCCAGCGCACCCAGCGGGGAUUACGUGAUCGAUCCUGGCAAUCUUGAAGACAUUCCAAUUCCGCAGACGUUGCACUGA
Molecule: messenger RNA, 708 nt
Organism: Durusdinium trenchii
Lineage: Eukaryota; Dinophyceae; Suessiales; Symbiodiniaceae
Source: the annotation of a GenBank genome assembly